This is a messenger RNA of Benincasa hispida (wax gourd), 1954 nucleotides long. Its product is annotated as GTP-binding protein-like protein. Gene Ontology annotation, cellular component: cytoplasm. Gene Ontology annotation, molecular function: GTP binding; ATP binding; ATP hydrolysis activity. The record is from RefSeq and is a predicted model, not a curated record. Lineage: Eukaryota; Viridiplantae; Streptophyta; Magnoliopsida; Cucurbitales; Cucurbitaceae.
CGAACCAUUGCCUAUGGUCUAUAGAACAUCUUCCAAUCUACACCUUUCAAUUUCAUUUAUCAAUUUUCCGGCGAUAACUAUUUGCUCCACCGCCACCGGAUUCUCCGUUUGGCUUUGGACCGAGUGCUGCAACUGGUGGCGGCAGCCAUGGCCAGAACAGUUUGCUCUCACAUUAUUCCGUCUCUUCUUCUCCCUUCAAAAUCCUCCUUCUUUGGAACUCACUCUCUCUUCUCCAGAGCUUCUCAUUUCGACCAUGUUAUGGUGGUUGGCCGACGCUUCUCUUCUGCAUCCAAGAUCAGCAUGAGCCUCAGAGCCGGCAUUGUUGGCCUUCCCAAUGUUGGAAAAUCCACUCUCUUCAAUGCCGUCGUUGAAAAUGGUAAGGCUCAAGCUGCCAACUUUCCUUUCUGUACAAUAGAGCCAAAUGUAGGUGUAGUUGCAGUUCCAGAUCCCCGUCUCCAUAAACUUUCUGAUCUCAGCAAGUCUCAACGAGCGGUCCCAGCAUCAAUAGAGUUUGUAGAUAUUGCUGGGUUAGUGAAAGGAGCCAGUCAAGGAGAGGGACUCGGAAAUAAAUUUUUAUCCCAUAUUCGUGAGGUGGACUCAAUACUUCAGGUUGUGCGCUGUUUUGAGGAUAAUGACAUCAUUCAUGUGAAUGGGAAAAUUGAUCCAAAAACUGAUAUUGAUAUGAUUAACUUAGAGCUUGUUUUUUCAGAUCUGGACCAGAUUGAGAAAAGAUUAGAGAAGCUCAAGAAAGGCAAGGCAAAGGAUUCUCAGUCUAAAGUCAAGGAAGAAGCAGAGAAGUCUGCAUUGGAAAAAAUUCAGAAGGUCCUUAUGGAUGGAAAACCAGCGCGAUCAGUAACUAUAACAGAUUUUGAAAAGGAUGCUAUAAAGCAUCUGUGCCUGCUCACAAUGAAACCGGUCAUAUAUGUGGCCAAUGUUGCAGAAUCUGAUCUAGCGGAGCCUGCAAGUAAUCCUCACGUUAAAGAAGUUAUGGGUCUUGCAUCAGAGUUGCAAUCAGGAAUAGUGACAGUUUCUGCACAGGUCGAGUCUGAGCUUUCUGAACUUCCAUCAGAAGAGAGGUUUGAAUAUUUAAAAUCUCUUGGUGUCAGUGAAAGUGGCCUGGGAAAUCUUAUAAGGGCAACCUAUAACCUUUUGGGACUCCGUACAUAUUUUACUUCAGGUGAAAAGGAAACAAAAGCCUGGACCAUACUUGCAGGAAUGACUGCACCACAAGCUGCUGGAGUCAUUCACUCAGACUUUGAGAGAGGGUUCAUCCGUGCGGAGACGGUGGCUUAUGAUGAUUUUGUUGCCGCGGGUUCAUUUGCAGCAGCAAGGGAGAAAGGACUUCUUUAGAGAACACUAGUCCCAGUAAAUCUGGAAGCUAGUAGUAUCUCAAAUGCUUGCUUACAGAGAAUACUCCCUUGAUUCUUGAAGAUGAAGCAUAAAGGUCAAACACUCUGGGAUAGAAUUUUUAGUGUUGAUUCUUCACAGUGCAACCAUCUAAUAGAAGAAUUUCUCCUUGGCACUAAGACCUUAAAAAAGUUUGGCAAAGAAAGUGGAUGAUAGGAAUGGUAUUAGAGGGAUAUUAGGGGUAUAUUAGUAAUCAGUUAAGUAGUUUAUUAGGGAAGUUUGGUUAUAAUACAGUGAGUAGGGAAGGAGUAAUGAGGGAAUAGUUUAGUAAGUGAAUUAGGGUUUGAGUGGUCUCAAGAUUGGGAGGGUCCAAGUACCUAGAAAACUUGGUUUAUCUUGUAAUUUUGUUAUCGUUUACAUUUCAAUAUAUUUGGGUUUUAUCAGCAGACUGGGACUGAUGGGCAGAGGAAGUAAGAUGAGUAAAGAACUAUUAAACCAAAAAAAAAAAAAAAUCCCAGAAAACUUGAGAAUUAGACUCUUUAUUCAUACAAUUUAGGAAUAGUUCAAAACCCUGGAUGAUGAAAUGAAGGAAAGGAGUAUUUGCCAA